Molecule: messenger RNA, 1260 nt
Organism: Triticum turgidum subsp. durum (durum wheat)
Lineage: Eukaryota; Viridiplantae; Streptophyta; Magnoliopsida; Poales; Poaceae
Source: the annotation of a GenBank genome assembly
AUGAGCGCCGCCGCCCAAGAAACCACGGCCGGCGGCGGCGGCGAUGGCAAGCGUCAGGGACCUUGCCGCCCGGGACACCUCAAGCUUGGCUACCACAUCGUGGUGUCCAACGCGGUCUACGUACUGCUGGCCCCGUUCGCCGCGGCGUUGGCGCUCCGUGCGUCCCGUCUCACCCCGUCCGACCUGGCGGCAGCGCGCGCCUACCUCCUCGCCAACCUCCACCUCGCUGUCUCCCUCGUGUCCGUCGCCACGGCCCUCGCGACGGUCUACCUCGCGCGGCGGCCGCGCGCGGUGUACCUGCUAGACUUCGCGUGCUACAAGCCCGGGCCCGACCACGUGGUCACCCGGGAGACCUUCAUGAAGCAGUCCAGCAAGGCCGGGGUGUUCACCGACGACAACCUGGCGUUCCAGCGGAAGAUCCUGGAGCGGUCGGGGCUCGGGCAGGGGACCUACUUCCCGGCGGCGGUGCUCAACUCGCCCCCUAACCCGUGCAUGGCGGAGGCGCGGCGGGAGGCGGAGGCUGUUAUGUUCGGCGCCAUCGACAGCCUGCUCGCCAAGACAGGGGUGCGGGCCAGGGACAUCGGCGUCGUGGUCGUCAACUGCAGCCUCUUCAACCCGACGCCGUCGCUCUCCGCCAUGGUCGUCAACCACUAUAAGCUCCGCGGUAACGUCGCCAGCUACAACCUCGGCGGCAUGGGAUGCAGCGCCGGGCUCAUCUCCAUCGACCUCGCCAAGCAGCUGCUCCAGGUCCACCGGAACUCGUACGCGCUGGUGGUGAGCAUGGAGAACAUCACGCUGAACUGGUACUGGGGCAACGACCGCUCCAUGCUCAUGUCCAACUGCCUCUUCCGCAUGGGCGGCGCGGCGAUCCUCCUCAGCAACCGCGCCGCCGACAAGCGCCGCUCAAAGUACCAGCUCGUGCACACCGUGCGGACGCACCACGGCGCCGACGACCGCGCCUACCGCUGCGUGUUCCAGGAGGAGGACAAGGCCGGCCGGGUCGGCGUCGCGCUCUCCAAGGACCUCAUGGCCGUCGCCGGCGAGGCCCUCAAGACCAACAUCACCACGCUCGGGCCCCUCGUUCUCCCCAUGUCCGAGCAGAUCGCCUUCGGGUCAGGGUUCAAGUGUAACAGCGCGGUGUGGCGCGCGCUCAAAGACAUUCACCCAUCAAAGGAAGCGGGCAGCAACCCGUGGAUUGAGGAGAUCCACCGGUUCCCGGUCGAGGUGCCCAAGGUGGAGAGCGUCGUUUCAUCGCCAUGA